AUGUCCUCGUUUGCCUCCCUGGCCGGCCUGGUUGAAUCGGGCUCGGCUGUGUGCAACUUCUUCGCUAAAGGGCUCUGUGACAAAGGGAAGCUCUGCCCGUUCCGGCAUAACCAGGGGGAGAAGAUGGUGGUGUGUAAACACUGGCUCCGCGGCCUGUGUAAGAAGGGCGACCAGUGCGGUUUCCUGCACCAGUACGAUGUCACCAGGAUGCCCGAGUGCUACUUCUACUCCAAGUUCGGUGAUUGCAACAAGAAGGAAUGUUCCUUUCUCCACGUGAAGCCAGCUUUCCAGACCCGGGACUGUCCUUGGUAUGACCAAGGUUUCUGCAAGGAUGGUCCCCUCUGUAAACACCGCCAUGUUCCUAAGACAAUGUGUGUUAACUACUUAGUGGGCUUCUGCCCCGAGGGCCCCCACUGCCAAUUUGCACAUCCCAAGAUGAAUCUUUUAUUCAACUCGAGCUACACGAAGGGCCCCGCAUCCGGUCCCUCAGCCCCAGGAAAGGCCGGCGCCGGCUCGGGAGGGCGCCCCCUGCUGCCCCUGAGUGGGAUCUCGGCUGGAAGGUGGGAAGCCGUCUCCAUCCGUGACUGUUGGCCAAUUCCCAAGCCCAUGUGUAACCGUCAGCAGGAGGCAUGUUUUGGCAAUUACAGUUGUCACCAAAGGUGUCUUGAAACCUGGUUUCCGCUGAGAGACCUGGCCAGAGCUUUUGCCCCUGGUCUAAAGCCACCAUGUGUACACAGAGUGGAUGUCUGCAGUGUUUUCUCCUGA
Messenger RNA from Lontra canadensis (Northern American river otter), 765 nucleotides. RefSeq names its product cleavage and polyadenylation specific factor 4 like (gene CPSF4L). The transcript has 7 exons. Gene Ontology annotation, cellular component: mRNA cleavage and polyadenylation specificity factor complex. The record is from RefSeq and is a predicted model, not a curated record. Gene Ontology annotation, molecular function: metal ion binding; RNA binding. NCBI's taxonomy places the organism in Eukaryota, Metazoa, Chordata, Mammalia, Carnivora, Mustelidae. Bases 1 to 765 code for a protein of 254 amino acids.